Onychostoma macrolepis is the source of this 1303-nucleotide messenger RNA. Its product is annotated as titin. The transcript is spliced from 11 exons. Gene Ontology annotation, biological process: positive regulation of T cell proliferation; immune response; cellular response to lipopolysaccharide. NCBI's taxonomy places the organism in Eukaryota, Metazoa, Chordata, Actinopteri, Cypriniformes, Cyprinidae. The record is from RefSeq and is a predicted model, not a curated record. Gene Ontology annotation, cellular component: external side of plasma membrane. The coding region runs from base 155 to 1303 and encodes 382 amino acids.
GCUGGAUUCAUGUUCUCUCUGUUCAGCACGUUACUCGGCCCUCAAGUGCACUGAACUUCAUUGUGAUUGAACUCAAGACGAGGCGAGAGUGGCUUAAAAACACUGAAUGAAGCACCAACUGAAUAACUGAAGACUUGCAGGUUUUCUAAAGGAAAUGCAUAUUCUUGGGACUACAUUCAUUUUUAUUCUGGCCCUUAAGGUCUGUCUAGGGUUCUACCUUCAGACGUCGGAGGUCCAGGCGUAUGUUGGAGAAAUCGUGAUCUUGCCCUGCAAUGGUUCAGGAUUCUCUGCAGAAGAGCUGCACGUUCACUGGGAGGCGAUGGGCAAAGACGUGAUCUCUCUGCGAGGAGACGUCGUCACGGUCGGGAGAGGCUUUGAAGAUCGGGUGAACUUCCUCAGCGAUCCUGCAAAGUCUGAGGACUUUUCCCUCAUUCUGUCAGAUGUGAUGCUGAACGAUGGAGAGAUAUACGAAUGUCUCUGGAAGGGAACGAAACCCAUUUGUUCUGUGUUACUACAAGUGUCGACACCAGCGGUUUUGAUCGAGCAUGUUGAAGUGUUUGAGGGCGACGAUGUCACUUUGGAGUGCUUUGGAAACAUCCCUAAAAACAAACCUUGGGAAGACAUUUACAUCCAGUGGCUGAAGGAUGACAGAGAAAUCCUGCGCGUGAGCUCUGGAGAGAUGGACUUCGGUAUCGAUUACAGCGUGCUCCGGUUACCGGCCAAACACGACAUCAGUCGCGGUAUCUUCUCGCUGAGCAUCCCGUCGGUCAGUGUUUUCGACCGGGGCGUUUAUCAGUGCCGUUACAAGAGCACCGAUUACGAGGCGCCGCGGAGAGGAUUCCCGGAGACACACAAGCUCACGGUUUGGGUGACAGAUAAGGCAGUCACAGAGACAGGCACAGAUGCCGCUGUGUCUUCAGAGGUGUGGAGCAGCCCGGCGUCUCUCUCCUACUCCAGUGCUCUCUCUCAUACUCAGACGAGCGGUAGUGUGCCAGUUUGGGCUCAGACUGAAAGCAGCAGCUCUGUGCCAACACUGACAUAUGCUGAGAGAGAUGGAGCUCUAUUUCUAGUGGCGACAGAUACGUCAGUCAAUGAGACAACCACUCAUUCUGCUCUUCUUCUAGUGACGACGGAUACAUCAGUCACAGACACAGGCGCCGAUUCUUCUCUACUUCUAGUCACAGAUGCAUCAGUCACUGAAGCAGACACUGAUUCUGCUCUACUUCUAGUCACAGAUGCAUCAGUCACUGAAGCAGACACUGAUUCUGUGAUGACGGAUACAUCAGUCCCAGAGACAGGUUAG